CAAGAUGGUCACUGGAUAAAUGAAGCUAACGUUAGUUUAGCACAUAGCAUCUCCAAACCUAAACACUGACGGCAACAGUUGGUCCAGAGUCUGCUAAUGCUAAUGUUAACGGUGACAAGAGUACAAAGUAGCGGUGCAGUGGUGACGUAGCAUGAAGCUAGUUAGCAUCAGAAGCUAACUGUUUGGUUGUUUAUCUUAACAGGAUAACAGUGAGUGUAUAACUGUGUUUGUUUAGAUGACAAGAGGAGGGCGGAGCUUUCCUGCACCCCAAUGGAGGACACAGAGCUGGAGAUAUCACCUGCCCCUUCUGACCAGAACAGCCCUUCCCUGUCCAUCUCCUCCUCCUCAUCUCCCUCCGUCUCUCUCCCCUCCACACCUUCCUCGUCCUGUGGCUCCACACAGCCCGUUGCCCCCCUUUUGGGUGUAAUCAACGAGGGUGUGUGUGAGCUCAGUUUGGUUAUAGAUGCUGAGGUGGCUCAACGUGCAUGUCACGAGGUUCUACAGAAGGUGAAGCUGCAGCAGGUGGGGUCUGAUGAUGUCACUGACUUACAUGAACAAACGGAUCCAGUGGUCCCAGGGGGCCCCAGUGGUCCCAUUGCUGCUGAGGAGGAGGCCAAACCCGAGGGCCUGGUGCCCGGAACUGUGAAGAGCACGCGACGGCGGCAGAAACACAAUCCCUCCAAACAGUCCUGGUUGCUUCGCCUCUUUGAGUCUAAACUUUUCGAUGUCGCCAUGGCGAUCUCAUACCUACACAAUUCUAAAGAGCCCGGAGUCCAGGCCUACAUUGGCAACAGACUCUUCAGUUUCUCCCAUGAGGAGGUGGACUUUUACCUGCCACAGCUACUCAACAUGUACAUUCACAUGGACGAGGAUGUGGGUGAUGCCAUCAAGCCAUACGUGGUGCACCGCUGCAGACAGAGCAUCUCCUUCAGUCUUCAGUGUGCCUGGCUCCUCGGUGCUUACUCCUCAGACAUGCACAUCUCCACACAGCGCCACUCCAGAGGAACCAAACUCAGGAAACUUAUACUUUCUGAUGAACUCAAACCCGUGGGCGCUCGCGCUCGCAGGGAAGCCCUGACACUCACUCCCUUCUGUCCUGCCCUGCCCCAUUCCACCGCCACUACAGCAGCUUCUGGGUCCCUGGUGCCGGACCACGGCCUGUCGCCGUCCAAACGAACACAUCAGCGAUCCAAGUCUGACGCCACUGUUAGCAUCAGCUUGAGCAGCAACCUGAAGAGAACAGCCAGCAAUCCCAAGGUUGAGAGCAGCCAGGACGAGGACAGCAGCUCCAGCUCUGACAGUCUGGAGUUUGAGACUGGUCCCCCGGUGCGUCUCGCUCCACAGCGAGAGUUCAUCAAGUCUUUGAUGGGGAUCGGGAAGCGUUUGGCGACACUUCCUACCAAAGAGCAGAAGACACAGCGUCUUAUAUCCGAACUGUCACUGCUCAACCACAAGCUGCCAGGACGGGUGUGGCUGCCGACCGCCGCCUUUGACCACCACGUGGUGCGAGUGCCACACACACAGGCCGUGGUGCUGAACUCCAAAGACAAGGCUCCAUAUCUCAUCUACGUUGAGGUUCUGGAGUGUGAAAACUUCGAGACGUCCAGUGUUCCAAUCAGGAUCCCUGAGAACCGGAUCAGAAGCACGCGAUCAGUGGAGAAUCUUCCAGACUGUGGAAUGACAGCGGAACAAAGAGCCGGAAGCUUCUCCGUUGUUCCCAACUACGACAAUGACGAUGAGGCUUGGUCUGUAGAUGACAUCGGGGAGCUGCAAGUGGAGCUUCCAGAGCUUCAUGCCAGCAGCUGCGACAACAUCAGCCAGUUUUCUGUGGACAGCAUCACCAGUCUGGAGAGUAAAGAACCCAUCUUCAUUGCUGCAGGCGACAUCAGGCGUCGUCUCUCAGAACAGCUGGCCCAGGCCCCCACCACCUUCAGACGUGACCCUGAGGAUCCAUCAGCUGUGGCUCUGAAGGAGCCCUGGGAGGAGAAAGUGAGGAGGAUCAGAGAAGCGUCGCCGUAUGGUCACCUGCCACACUGGAGGCUUCUGUCUGUCAUCGUCAAAUGUGGAGAUGACCUGCGACAGGAGCUGUUGGCUUCCCAGGUGCUGCAGCAGCUGCAGUCCAUCUGGCAGCAGGAGCGCGUGCCUCUGUGGAUCAGGCCCUAUAAGAUCCUGGUGCUGUCUUCGGACAGCGGGAUGAUUGAGCCGGUGGUGAACGCUGUGUCGCUGCAUCAGGUGAAGAAGCAGAGUCAGCUGUCGCUGCUCGACUACUUCCUGCAGGAGCACGGCGCCACCACCUCCGAGAACUUCCUGUCUGCUCAGAGGAAUUUUGUUCAGAGCUGUGCUGGGUACAGCCUUAUCUGCUACCUGCUGCAGGUGAAGGACAGACAUAAUGGCAACAUCCUGUUGGACUCCGAAGGUCACAUCAUCCACAUCGACUUUGGCUUCAUUCUCUCCAGUUCACCAAAAAACCUGGGCUUUGAGACGUCAGCCUUCAAACUCACCGCUGAGUUUGUAGAUGUGAUGGGAGGUCCAGAUGGAGACAUGUUUAACUACUAUAAGAUGUUGAUGCUUCAGGGUUUGAUUGCAGCCAGAAAACACAUGGACAGAGUUCUGCAGAUUGUGGAGAUCAUGCAACAAGGCACGCAGCUUCCUUGUUUCCAUGGCAGCAGUACCAUGCGUCAGCUGAAGGAGCGUUUCCACAUGAGUCUGACGGAGGAGCAGCUGCAGCUUCUUAUCCACCAGUUGGUGGACGGAUCCAUGAGGUCUCUGACCACCAAACUGUACGAUGGCUUCCAGUACUUGACCAAUGGCAUCAUGUGACCACCUGCCACAAAUGACUGCGUCUGUCUGAGAGUGUGUCUGUGUGUGUGUCUGUGUGUGUCUGUGUGUUUGUCGUUAUUUUAUUCCACUUUAUGUUUCAGUUGCGCCCUUUUCUUGUACAGUUGGACUGAAAUCCCUCCUUAGCUGCUCAGCCGGGCUCUCAGCCAAUCAGAGAGCAGCAAACUUUUAGCUGUGAAAUAAGCAGAGACUCUUUAAAGGACCAUCCUGCUCUUUUUCAUGUUUUAGCCCUUUAACUGCAGACAGUGUGAAAACACAUUAAAUCAAACCAGUGUUUCCCUUCA
Cynoglossus semilaevis (tongue sole) is the source of this 3122-nucleotide messenger RNA. Its product is annotated as phosphatidylinositol 4-kinase beta-like. Bases 271 to 2820 code for a protein of 849 amino acids. The record is from RefSeq and is a predicted model, not a curated record. Gene Ontology annotation, cellular component: membrane; cytoplasm. Lineage: Eukaryota; Metazoa; Chordata; Actinopteri; Pleuronectiformes; Cynoglossidae. The transcript has 13 exons. Gene Ontology annotation, molecular function: 1-phosphatidylinositol 4-kinase activity. Gene Ontology annotation, biological process: phosphatidylinositol-mediated signaling; phosphatidylinositol phosphate biosynthetic process.